Messenger RNA from Aspergillus pseudonomiae, 1521 nucleotides. RefSeq names its product peroxiredoxin. Gene Ontology annotation, cellular component: mitochondrion; cytosol. The coding region runs from base 199 to 1002 and encodes 267 amino acids. The record is from RefSeq and is a predicted model, not a curated record. Gene Ontology annotation, biological process: cellular oxidant detoxification; cell redox homeostasis; cellular response to oxidative stress. NCBI's taxonomy places the organism in Eukaryota, Fungi, Ascomycota, Eurotiomycetes, Eurotiales, Aspergillaceae. The transcript has 3 exons. Gene Ontology annotation, molecular function: thioredoxin peroxidase activity.
AGAGGCACCACUAAACAUUAUCGGCAGUGCCUGAGGCAAACCACCGCCUGCCAAGUCCGACCGAAAAGGGGAUAGUCUGGGGAUCUGCACUGACGCAAUCACGCAAUCGGCCAUUCACUUCCAUACCAACCAGUUCAAGAUAGUCUUUUCAACUUCAACCUCAAUUGACCCUCUCAACUCCAAAUUCCGCCUGUCACAAUGGCUUCCAUCCUUCCUCGUGCCGGGUUCCGAGCUUUGACGGCCCUUCCCCGGGCGGCUGCCCUCCCCAGGGUCUCCCUCGCGUCCAAGCUUCCCCGCGUACAGCCUCUGGCGCAGCCUAUCGCUCGCCGUUUCGUCUCCAACAUUCCCCAAGAGCAGCCCCGACUGCGUCUCGGAUCCACCGCUCCGAACUUCAAGGCCCAGACCACCCAUGGCGAGAUCGAUUUCCACGAGUUCAUCGGCGACAACUGGGCUAUCCUCUUCUCCCACCCCGCCGACUUCACCCCCGUCUGCACCACCGAGCUGGGCGCCUUUGCCAGGUUGAAGGGUGAAUUUGACCAGCGCGGUGUCAAGAUGAUUGGACUGAGUGCCGACAAGCUUGACUCCCACGGCGAAUGGGUGAAAGACAUCAACGAGGUCGGCAGCACCACCGUGCAAUUCCCCAUCAUCGCCGAUCCCGACCGUAAAGUCGCUUUCCUCUAUGACAUGAUCGACCAGCGGGACCUUGACAACAUUGCCGAGAAGGGCAUUCCGUUCACCAUCCGCGCCGUUUUCAUCAUCGACCCCGCUAAGAAGAUCCGUCUGACUAUGCUCUACCCGGCCUCGACUGGCAGAAACUCCGCCGAGGUGCUGCGUGUCAUUGACGCUCUGCAGACUGCAGAUAAGAAGGGCAUCGCGACCCCCAUCGACUGGACGGUCGGAGAGGACGUGAUCGUGCCCCCCUCCGUGUCGACCGAGGAUGCGAGGAAGAAGUUCGGUGAGGUCCGUGAGCUGAAGCCUUACCUGCGUUACACCAAGGCUUAGAUGGACUGCCCCUAUAUGAAAAGUUGUAUGAUAAACACUAUAAUAGAAUGAAAUGGCCUAACGUCAUGGUUUGAUGGUACUUCGCCGCGUCUUUGAGAACAUUGACCAGUAUGAUGCUGUCCGACGCGACGUCGACAAGCAACAUCGAGGAACAUCAACUCGCUCGUUCAAAUAAAGAGCUAGAGUUAGUGCUGCCGAGACGAAUAGUCGGUAAUCCGAGUCUGAGCUUGAACAGGUCGCUUAGCCUCAUCGGGCCGAGAAGGUCCCAUUCUAUGCACAAUGAAAAGGAGGUGGGCAUACACCAACCAAGUAAAGGAUCAGCGGGAGGAAUUGAAGCUCAAAAAUAAAGCGCACACUAUGUUACGUUCUCCAUUUCCCCACAACCCCGCAGGUACCAAGCUGGAGCUUUGAGACCGGAACCGAAAUGAUUGAAGGCUAAGGUGGAUGUUCCGCCGGAACCGUGAUCAAGCCGAAGUACAUCCUACUUAUUUCAACCAGCUCCUUCAGCGAUAGAAAACC